AUGGCUACUAAGGCGUCUUGGGAAGUAGACCCAGAAACUCGUAGUAAACUGUCACAAAUAUCUAAGAAGGAGGGCGCCGGAAACGACAAGUGCUGCGACUGUGGUGCACCCAGCCCUCAAUGGGCCUCCCCAAAAUUCGGCAACUUCAUCUGUCUAACAUGUGCUGGCACCCAUCGCGGACUGGGUGUUCAUGUCUCAUUCGUCCGUUCCAUAUCCAUGGAUGCCUUCAAGUCCGCAGAGAUAAGCCGCAUGGACACCGGCGGCAAUAAGAGGUGGCAGGAUUUCUUCACCGCCAACAACCCCUCAGGCGCAUCCUUCGAUGAAUGUACGAUCAAAGAGCGCUAUGAUAGCGAAGUAGGCGAAGAGUGGAAGGAGCGCCUGUCGGCCGAAGUCGAGGAUAGGACAUUCGACGAAGCCGCCUUCAAGAAGCAGAUGGAGGUCAUGCGACAAAAGAAGGCUCAGAAGGAGCAAGAACGGUCAACACAGAACAGCCGGAGUGGCACACCUGUCGCCGGUCGGAGCAUAAGUUCGCAACGACGGACUGAAAGCCCUGCAGCUGGUGGUCCCGGCAAACGAGGCCCUGGCAUUACGGCAGAGCAGAAGGCACAGAAUGAGGCAUACUUUGCGAGAAUGGGCGAUGCCAACGCCAGCAGACCCGAUGGCGUGCCACCUAGCCAAGGCGGCAAAUAUGGUGGCUUCGGCAGCUCUGCUCCAGUUGGUCAAUCAGCUGGUCAGGAGGGUGGCUUGCCUGGUGCGGAUGAGUUCCAGAAGGACCCGGUGGCCGCAAUAACCAAGGGAUUCGGCUGGCUUGGUGGCAUGGUCAGCAAGCAGGCCAAGGUGGUCAACGAGAGCUAUAUUCAGCCCACCGCAAAGAAUAUCGCAUCAUCAGAUUUCGCCGCACAAGCUCGAACUGGAAUAGCUACAGCAGGGUCGACCAUUGCCUCAGGCACAAAGAACGCAGCCGAAAACUUCAACAAGUUCAUCGAAGGCCAAGACGAGAAGGCCGCGAACGCAGGCUCAGCUCGUCGCGUCGAGCCCGAACGGAAAGACUUCUGGGACAGCUUCGGUGGAUCCAACGAGCCCACCACAGCGAAGAGCGGUAGUCUCGGUACAAGCGCCAUGAAGAAGGGCCCUAGCCAACCGGGUCAGAAGAAGGACGACGGCUGGGGUGACGACUGGUAG
Cyphellophora attinorum is the source of this 1182-nucleotide messenger RNA. RefSeq names its product ADP-ribosylation factor GTPase-activating protein GCS1. The record is from RefSeq and is a predicted model, not a curated record. Bases 1 to 1182 code for a protein of 393 amino acids. The transcript is spliced from 4 exons. Gene Ontology annotation, biological process: regulation of ARF protein signal transduction; regulation of endocytosis. Gene Ontology annotation, molecular function: GTPase activator activity. NCBI's taxonomy places the organism in Eukaryota, Fungi, Ascomycota, Eurotiomycetes, Chaetothyriales, Cyphellophoraceae. Gene Ontology annotation, cellular component: Golgi membrane.